AUGUCUCUCACAAACUGCCGUUACUAUGAGGAGAAGUUUCCGGAGAUUGACAGCUUUGUCAUGGUCAAUGUCAAGCAGAUCGCCGAAAUGGGAGCCUAUGUCAAGCUUCUCGAAUACGACGACAUUGACGGCAUGAUUCUGCUCUCCGAACUCUCGCGACGACGUAUCCGCAGUAUCCAGAAGCUCAUUCGAGUCGGCCGUAACGAGGUUGUCGUCGUUCUCAGAGUUGACAAGGAGAAGGGUUACAUUGAUCUUUCGAAACGUCGUGUGUCUGCCGAAGACAUUGUCAAGUGCGAGGAGCGAUACAACAAGGGCAAGAUGGUCCACUCCAUCAUGCGCCACGUCGCCGAGAAGACCUUGAUUCCUAUUGAGACGCUAUAUGAGAGCAUCGCCUGGCCUCUGAACCGCAAAUACGGCCACGCUAUUGAUGCUUUCAAGCUGUCUAUCACUAACCCCGAAGUCUGGGAUGGCAUCACUUUCCCCGGCCAGCCUGCCGCCGAUGAGCUCAAGUCUUACAUAGGCAAGCGCCUGACCCCCCAACCGACCAAGGUCCGUGCCGAUGUCGAAGUCACCUGCUUCGGCUACGAGGGCAUCGACGCCGUCAAGACUGCUCUCCGCACCGCCGAGGCCGGCAACACCGAGGAGACCUCAGUCAAGGUCAAGCUAGUUUCGCCACCCCUCUACGUUCUCACCAGCACCUGUCUGGACAAGUCUGUUGGCAUCAAGCGCCUGGAAGAAGCCAUUGUCGAUAUUCGCAAAAACAUCGAGGGUGCUGGUGGCAACCUGACGGUCAAGAUGGAGCCCAAGGCCGUCACCGAGAGCGAUGACGCCCUGCUGCAGGCCCUCAUGGAGCAGAGAGAGCGCGAGAACGCCGAGGUCAGCGGCGACGAGAGCAUGAGCGAGAGCGAUGACAACAUUCCCGAGACGAUGUAA
Molecule: messenger RNA, 933 nt
Organism: Akanthomyces muscarius
Lineage: Eukaryota; Fungi; Ascomycota; Sordariomycetes; Hypocreales; Cordycipitaceae
Exons: 4
Coding region: 1-933 (310 amino acids)
Cellular component (GO): eukaryotic translation initiation factor 2B complex; multi-eIF complex; eukaryotic translation initiation factor 2 complex
Molecular function (GO): translation initiation factor activity; RNA binding; ribosome binding
Source: RefSeq, a predicted model, not a curated record